CGGGGAGGGGAUGAGCGCAGCUUCUCCGUCAGGCCUCGGACCAUGGCCUCGCUACGCAAUGCCAACCCGAGGCUGAAGAACUACUUCAAGGAGAACUACAUUCCUCAGGUCUGCGAGAUUGAAUCUGUGGAUGCAGGACCCAUGGAUAUGGAGGGCCAACUUUCAUAGGAAAGGAUCAAGAGAAAAAGCCAGCAGGAGUGGGUUCAAAGCGUCCUGACCACCUCCAACACGUACACUAGGCCCCACCAGAAAACAGGAACCACGAAAGGAAAGAGAAAUGUUGAUGGAGAAUUCCAGGCAUUAUUAUGUGGUAUACUUGUUACAUGUCCUGAGGAUCCACUGAGGUUUUUAGAGGGAAUGAUCAUGGUUAUAAUCAAAAGUGGUCUUCAGAAUCUUCUUUGGGAUACGUGCAUUGCUCCAUCAAUGAAACCAAACAUUCGAAGAUUGUCUGAAACUUACCUGGAACAACUUUUCGAAUUGGAUGAUCAGCUGAUGACUCCAGAAUUGAUGAUAAAAGCAUGUAGCUUUUAUACUGGACAUUUAGUAAAGACUCAUUUUUGCACUUGGAGAGACAUCACUCAUAAAAAUGAAAAUGUUGCCCUGGCUGAUAAAAUGAACAGAGCAGUGACAUGUUAUGAUUUCAGACUUCAAAAAUCUGUAUUUCAUCACUGGCACUCUUAUAUGGAAGACCAGAAAGAAAAACUUAAAAAUAUGGUAUUACGGAUACAACGGAUCAUCUAUUGUCACAAGCUAACCAUUAUUCUAACAAAAUGGCGUAAUAAAGCAAGAUGUAAGAAUAAAAAGAAAGAAGAUGAGCUGAUGUCGAAACAUGAGCUUCAAUUGAAAAAAUGGAGAAAUAGGUUACUACUCAAAGGAGCUUCUGCAGAAAAAUCCAAUUUUCCCGAACAAAGUUCUUCUGAAGUGUGUCUUGUAGAUGAGACUCUAGAAUGUGACAUUUCACAGUUACCUGAAAGAGCAAUAUUACAGAUUUUCUUCUACCUCAGUUUAAAAGAUGUUUUAAUAUGUGGUCAAGUUAAUCAUGCUUGGAUGUUGAUGACACAGCUAAGCUCACUGUGGAAUGCUAUUGAUUUUUCCACAGUGAAACAUGCGAUUCCAGAUAAAUAUAUAGUGUCUACUUUGCAAAGGUGGCAUUUAAAUGUGCUGCGUUUGAAUUUUCGUGGUUGUCUUCUCCGACCCAAAACUUUCAGAUCUGCCAAAAGCAGUAAAAACAUUUAUACAGGACAUUAUGAAAGUCUAAUGCCAUCAUUAGGACCCAACUGCUGCAGGUUACUGGUGUGGAAUUACAUAUCACCAGAUGCUGUUCCAAAAAUACACAGGCAAGCAGGAUGCCACUGUAGGAACUUGCAAGAGUUGAAUGUCUCUGACUGCCCAACAUUCACAGAUGAAUCAAUGAGACACAUUUCUGAGGGCUGUCCAGGGGUCCUGUAUCUCAAUCUGUCUAACACAACUAUCACCAACAGGACGAUGCGACUCCUGCCGAGGCACUUCCACAACUUACAGAAUCUUAGUUUGGCUUAUUGCAGAAGGUUCACAGACAAAGGCUUACAGUACCUGAACUUGGGGAAUGGAUGCCACAAGCUCAUCUAUCUGGACCUCUCCGGCUGCACCCAGAUUUCAGUCCAAGGCUUCAGGUACAUUGCAAACAGCUGCACUGGAAUUCUUCAUCUUAUCAUUAAUGACAUGCCAACUCUGACAGACAACUGUGUAAAAGCUUUAGUUGAAAAGUGCUCUCAUAUUACAUCAAUGAUUUUCACUGGUGCACCGCAUAUCUCUGAUUGUACUUUCAAAGCUCUGUCUACUUGUAAACUCAGAAAGAUCCGAUUCGAAGGAAAUAAAAGAAUUACUGAUGCAUCCUUCAAAUUUAUGGACAAGAAUUAUCCAGAUCUCAGUCACAUUUACAUGGCUGACUGCAAGGGAAUAACAGACAGCAGUCUCAGGUCUCUUUCACCUUUGAAGCAAUUAACUGUGUUGAAUUUGGCAAAUUGUGUAAGAAUUGGUGAUGUGGGACUAAGGCAAUUUCUUGAUGGUCCUGCAAGCAUAAGGAUAAGAGAGCUAAAUUUAAGCAACUGUGUGCAGCUAAGUGAUGUCUCUGUUCUGAAACUGUCUGAGCGCUGCCCUAAUUUAAACUACUUGAGUUUACGAAAUUGUGAACAUUUGACCGCCCAAGGAAUUGCAUAUAUUGUAAACAUCUUUUCAUUAGUAUCAAUAGAUCUCUCUGGAACAGAUAUCUCUAAUGAGGAUUUGAAUGUACUUUCCAGACAUAAAAAAUUGAAGGAACUUUCUGUAUCUGCAUGUUAUAGAAUCACUGAUGAUGGAAUUCAGGCAUUCUGCAAAAACUCACUGAUCUUGGAAUGUUUGGAUGUCUCUUAUUGCUCCCAGCUGUCAGAUAUGAUUAUCAAAGCAUUGGCCAUUUACUGCAUUAACCUCACGUCUCUCAGCAUUGCUGGCUGUCCAAAGAUUACUGACUCAGUGAUGGAGAUGUUAUCGGCAAAAUGCCAUUACCUGCACAUUUUGGAUAUCUCUGGUUGUGUCUUGCUUACUGACCAAAUCCUUGAUGACCUUCAGAUAGGCUGCAAACAACUCCGGAUCCUUAGGAUGCAAUACUGCACAAAUAUUUCCAAGAAUGCAGCUGAAAGAAUGUCAUCGAAAGUUCAGCAGCAGGAAUACAACUCUAAUGACCCUCCACGUUGGUUUCGCUAUGAUAGGGAAGGAAACCCUCUUACACAGCCUGAAAACAUAACAUCAUCUAAAGGACACUUAGAACUAACAGUGGAAAAGUCAACAUACAGCAGUGAAGAGGAAGCAGUGUGACUUUCAGCCUCAAGCAGGAAGAACAAAAAAUCUAGAACUCGGCAAGUUUUCUCCAUUUGUUGCAAGUAUGUGUACUAGCUGAAUCUCAAUAACAAUGUAAACAAGCAACAAACCAUCUUCUGAUUCUUAUUCCAACUACAAAUGUUUCCAAAUACAUCAGUAGUUCUUCUGGCUAAAUAAUCAUGAUUUUAAAAAGGAGCCAAAUCAGGUACUGACUGUAUAAAAUUUCUGCCUACAUUUAAUCAAACCAAUAGUUUUCAUGAGAUUAUAAAAUCUAAAGUUAUAGUUAUAUGAAACAACCCUGAGAGAUGAGACUUUUUUGACAAGAAAUUAAGAAAUUUUUCUUUAGAAAGGAAAAAGAUGGAGAUGGCCAUUAUGUCAAACUAAGAGUUUGAGCCAGGCCAAUAGCUUGAAGGACCUGUGAUAUUUUAUAAAGCUUUAUAAAGAAUACAGACAUAUAUUAAUAUUUUCAAAGGAAUGGGGCUUUCCUGUGGUUUCCAGACAUUUAACGACAAAAGAGAACUAAAUAGAAACAAGAAUAUCUGAAUAGAAAGAAUGUCCCUUCAAUAUCUCAGAAAGAUAUCUCUUUAAUCAAAUUUACACCAUGGAGGAAUUCUUAAAACUAUGCUAUGCCAAAAAAGAUGCUCCCUCAAUUUUAUACUAGUAAGUAAGGCUUAUUAAUUGCAUAUCUACGUAUUAAAUUUUACUAAGCUUUAAUCUGUGUGUUUUUACUAUUAGUUGAUAUUAUAUAACACUGAUGUUGACACAGUCCAGGAGAAAGCACAACUCUGUUUUGACUGCCACAAACAAGCUGUGUCAGUAAUAACAGAUCAGUUUUAACCUUUCCAUUUCCUCAAUUACUUAUCUCUCAUAUGGAUUUAAUUAUCUUUUUGUAUCCCACAAGUUUCAGAUAAGGAUUAAAAACUUAAGAUAAAGCGUUGUUAUUUUGAAAAGUUUU
Messenger RNA from Callithrix jacchus (white-tufted-ear marmoset), 3790 nucleotides. The record is from RefSeq and is a predicted model, not a curated record. NCBI's taxonomy places the organism in Eukaryota, Metazoa, Chordata, Mammalia, Primates, Cebidae.